AUGGCGCAAUCAGCACCUUUGCGGCUUUGUCAUAUCAUGACAAAAAAUCGUUUAGGCUACACAAUGCUCCCUAAAGUCAACACCAGUGAGACCACUCGCCCGGCGUCUCAUGGCGAGGCUCAAGAGAACAACCUAACCUGUCCCAAGCUAUGGUCCAAAAGUUUUCACCGCGGGAAUUACACUGGCGCCAUCAUCUAUAGUCUUGCUUCAUUUAUCCUCCCUGCCCUGUACGGCACAUUGUCAAAACUAUGGGUCGCUAACAUUGACUCUUCCCUCGUCGUCACAACCGAUGCGUAUACCUAUAUCAGCGUAGUCGCAGAGACUCUUAACGAAGGCCUCCCACGAGCGGCAUGGGUCAUCAUUGGUGAUCAUGCCUCUCGCACUCUCACACAGCGGCUCCAGCUCUCAAACACGCUUAUCCUCUUUCAGGCUGUCCUGAGUCUCAUAAUGAGCCUAGCAUUCGUGGGAGGGGCCAGGAGCUUUGCCGAUGGCUUUGUGCCCGUCGAGGUCCGCGAGGCGAGCAUCACUUAUGUGCGCAUCGGAGCGUUCAGCGCAUUCAGCUCUUCAAUCGAGAUGGCUGUUACAUCUGCUACCAGGGCGCUUGACCGGCCUGACGUCCCGCUGAUUAUCAGCUCGGUCAAAUUUGCUGUCAACAUCAUUUUGGACCUGUUGCUCAUCUCUAAGAUCCAUUUUGGCUCCCAUGAGCCCACAGUCAACAUGCAAGGAGGGAUUCAGCUCGCCUGCAACCUGGCAUCUGCAUUUAUCGGCCUGGCAUAUAUUCUCUGGAGGAGUACGGUUCAAUAUCAAAAGGAGAGAGGAAGCACUCUGCAGGAGUGGACUACAACGAAGCCCCAUCCCCGCGCGCUCCUAAUCUUGUUCCGUCCCGGCGUCCUGACUUUCAUCGAGUCGGCAAUCCGCAAUGCACUUUAUCUCUGGCUGGUAAGCAACAUCUUAUCAAUGGGUUCGACAUAUGCGACAGCAUGGGGUGUUUUCAACACGAUACGGUGGGGCCUUGUCAUGGUCCCGGUGCAGGCCCUUGAGCAGACCUCGCUUGCAUUUGUGGGCCACACAUGGGGUGACUGCCGUCGAGAAAUCGGGGUCCAGAUUCGCCGUCCAAAGGCCACCAAGCAGAUAAUGGUCAAAUUAACCCUGCCAGCUCUCGUCUUCCUCGCCAUUGCUUUCGCCAUUGAGGUCCCUGUCUGUCUGUUACUUACAUAUUGUGGCGCUCGUCCUUUCGUCCGAUACCUCAGCGGCUCUGAUGAGGUUGCAGACGUGACGGCGAUGAUGUGGCGUACAAUUGACUGGUGCUAUAUCUUCUACGCCAUGUCUACCAUGCUCGCGACGAUCUUGUUAGCGACGCGACCAAGAUGGUACCUUUUGCAAAGUCUAGUGAGCAAUAUGCUUUACGUGUUGCCUUGGGCUAUUGUAUGCCAGACAGCUAGCUUGUCGGCUGAUAAGGCCUGGACGUAUCACAGUCUUGUUUUUGGCGGAAGUCUUGUUUUAAGCUUCGUCGAUAUUUGCGUCGUAGAUUGCCUCUGGAUUUGGACCUUGAUGACAGGCAGAAUGAGGCUAGAGACCCCGAAGACGAAGGGCCACCUGAACACCGCCCAGCUUCUUCUCGGCCUUAAAGAUGGCGAUUUGCUCGUCAGGGUGCACUUAAAUGCGGCGCGGGGGCAGGCCGUACAGCAGCUGUCGCUCGGCACCCGAGUCGUGCACCUUGACGCCGGUCCAGUCCUUCUCGUGCUCCAGGUUUAA
This is a messenger RNA of Pyricularia pennisetigena, 1755 nucleotides long. RefSeq lists its product as uncharacterized. Lineage: Eukaryota; Fungi; Ascomycota; Sordariomycetes; Magnaporthales; Pyriculariaceae. The record is from RefSeq and is a predicted model, not a curated record. The transcript is spliced from 2 exons. Bases 1 to 1755 code for a protein of 584 amino acids.